AUGAUAAGAGUAUAUUAAUUUUUAAGUUUUUAAAAUAAUUAGACUGAACAACAUUUAAUAUUAAUUUUUGAAUUUAAAGAAGAAUUAACAAUGUCAAACCAUCCCUAAUCCUAAUAACCAUAAUAAUAAGCUUAAGCUCCUUAACCAUAAGCAAGAACAGUAGCUCCAACAUAUCCAAAUGCAAUGUUACCACCAACUUAUUAUCCAGCAUCUCCAGUUAGACAAUCAUAUGUAGCUCCAAUUUAAUAUGCACCAGUGGCUCAAAUGCCUGUUGCUCCAAUAGCAUCUGUUCCUAUUUAACAAUAUGCUGUUGCUCCAGUUGCACCUGUUGCUUAAGUAAAUUUUGAAUUUAUUCUUAGCACUAAACAAUCAAAGGGGAAUCAAGAAUAGAAUAUGUACCUUAUUAGAAAGCUGUUGUUGAAUAUGAAGAAUAAGAAAUAGUUUCUUAUGUUCCUAGAGAAACUAAAGUUACAGAUUAUUAUGCUGUUGAAUAUUAAACUGAAUAUGUCCCCUAAGUUUUCUAAGAAAAAUAUACCGGUAAUUUUUAUAAAUAUUUUUUAGAGUAUGUACCUGUUGAUAGAUAUUAAGAAAGAGUAGAAUAUUAUCCAGUAGAAAGAUAAGUUGUACAUCAAUAACCUACUUAAUAUGUUUAAUAAGCAGUCUCUGUAGUUUAAUAACCAUAUGUUCAACAAUCAGUUCAAUAUGUUUAACAACCAGUUUAAUAUGUUUAACAACCAGUUUAAUAUGUCUAAUAACCUCUGAUUGCAUCUAGAAUGGUUCCACAAUUUGCUUAACCACUUCAACAGUAUCCUCCUGUUCCUCCUCCUAGACCUUAAUAACCAUUAUAAUAAUAAUAGCCAUAAUCCCAUCAACCAUCCCAUUAACCAUCCUAAUAACCAUAAUAAGUCCCAUCUCAAUAGCCAAGAUCAUAACAUAGCUAACAAUAACAGUCAUAAUAACCAUGA
Paramecium sonneborni is the source of this 965-nucleotide messenger RNA. NCBI's taxonomy places the organism in Eukaryota, Ciliophora, Oligohymenophorea, Peniculida, Parameciidae. The record is from the annotation of a GenBank genome assembly.